This is a messenger RNA of Marmota flaviventris (yellow-bellied marmot), 3178 nucleotides long. The record is from RefSeq and is a predicted model, not a curated record. NCBI's taxonomy places the organism in Eukaryota, Metazoa, Chordata, Mammalia, Rodentia, Sciuridae.
GCCGCCAUGGGGCUGGGGCUGCUGUUCCUACUUCUGCUGCUCUGGACUGCAGGGAUCCAGGGGUCUGAGCUGGAUCCCAAUGGGCAACACGUCUGCAUGGGCAGCAGCCCCUCUGCUGAGCUGCAGUGCUGCCCAGGUUGGAGGCAGAAAGAUCGAGAAUGCACCAUUCCUAUCUGUGAGGGACUGGAUGCCUGCCAGAAAGACGAGAUAUGUGUGAAACCAGGCCUCUGCCGAUGCAAACCUGGAUUCUUCGGGGCCCAGUGCAGCUCCCGCUGCCCAAGCCAGUACUGGGGCCCCGACUGCCGUGAGACUUGCCCCUGCCACCCACACGGCCAGUGCGACCCAGCCACCGGCAAGUGCCAGUGCCAAGCGGACCGCUGGGGCAGCCGCUGUGAGUUCACGUGUGCCUGUAGCUCCCACGGCCGUUGCGACCCUGAGACGGGUGUGUGCCACUGCAAUCGGGGCUGGUGGUCAUCCACGUGCCGCCGCCAAUGCCAGUGCAGUUCUACAUCACAGUGCGACCAGACCACAGGAGCCUGUCUCUGCCACUCGGGCUGGUGGGGCCGCCGUUGCAGCUUCCGCUGCUCCUGCAAUGGCUCCCCUUGCGAGCAGCUUUCGGGCCGCUGCAUCUGCCAGCCUGGCUGGUGGGAUUCCGAGUGCCGUCAGAAGUGUCAGUGCGUGCGUGGCCUCUGCAGUGCCACUUCCGGUCAGUGCUCUUGCCCUCCUGGCUUCCACGGCGCACGCUGUGAGCUGCCCUGUGCUCCUGGUAGCUACGGGGUGCAGUGCAGCAAAAGCUGUGGCCAAUGUGAGCAGAAUGCAUCGUGCUCCCCAGACACAGGCCACUGUGAGUCCUGCAAGCCAGGCUGGGAUGGGACCCAGUGCCAGCAGCCCUGCUCACCAGGCACCUUUGGCAAGAACUGCAGCCAGCAGUGCCCUCGCUGCCGGCUUGGGGAGGCCUGUCAGCCAGAGACAGGCCACUGUCAGCACUGUGACCCUGGCUGGCUGGGGCCCAGGUGUGAAGACUCCUGCCCAAUGGGCACCUUUGGGGAGGGCUGUGGCUCUACCUGCCCCACCUGUAUUCAGGGCUCCUGUGAUGCUGUAACAGGAGAAUGUGUCUGCAGUGCUGGCUAUUGGGGGACCAGCUGCAACAGUUCCUGCCCAUCUGGCUUCCAUGGAAACAACUGCUCUAUUCCCUGCCAAUGUACAGAGGGACUCUGCCACCCUGUCUCAGGGGCCUGCCCUUACAGUAAGGAUGCCAUCCUCACUACUGGCAUCCUGGUCCCUCUGCUGCUGCUCCUCCUGGGCAUUGCCUGCUGGGCCUACUACCGCUGGACUACUCGGUUGGACCCCAAGGACAGGCCUGUGAGAGAUGGUGCUGCCUUGUCCAGGAUGAAGCAGCAGGUCUGGGGGGCGCUGACCAGUCUAGGCUCUGCCCUGUCCUGUGGUUCCCUCAGCAGACACAAACUUCCCUGGGUGACAGUCUCUCACCAUGACCCAGAGGUCCCCUUCAACCAUAGCUUCAUCGAGCCACCCUCUGCUGGCUGGGCCUCAGAUGACUCCUUCUCUUCUGAUCCUGAGUCUGGAGUAGAGGACGAAGUUCCUGCCUACUGUGUGCCACCCCAAGAAGGGAUGGUCCCGGUAACCCAUGCAGAGUCAGCAGAGGCCAGCCUGGCUGGUGGCCCCUUCCCUCCCCCAGAGGAUACCUCCACACCAUUUGCUAUUCCACGCACCUCCAGCCUAGCGCGGGCCAAGCGGCCAUCAGUUUCCUUUGCUGAAGGCACCAAGUUUGCGUCACAGAGUUGCCGAAGCUCAGGAGAACUCUCCAGCCCAUUCCGAAAACCCAAAAGGCUCUCCAGGGGGGCCCAACCAGGUCCUGAAGGUCAGGAAGCCAAGGAGUCCGCAACUCUGGAGCAAGGAAACACAGAUGAGGCUGCUCCUGCUAUUGCCAGCCCUGGAGAUUCUGCCAUUGACCACCAGUACUACCUUGAAGACCAGACAGCAGCUGAGUGUGUGGAAGCCAUUGACAGUGGUGUCAAGGAGAACUCAGAUCCUGUGGCCACAAUCUACAUGCUGGCAGGGACGCCCCAGAGAUCUGAGGGUCCUGUCUUGUCUAUCUUUCGGCAUUUUGGUAAUUUCUGGAAAGGUCAGGCAGAAGCUAAGGUCAAGACUGCCAUCCCUAAGCCUCCACGCCGAGCCCUGGGUCAGAACAAGAAUAGCCCUGGGCUGGCCUCUAGUUCUGCCAGUCAGAGGCCUGGUGCUAUUGCUAAGCCACCACGCCGGGCACGGGGUCAGAACAAGGGCAACCCUGGGCUGUCCUCUGGCUCUGCCAGUCAGAGCCUUGGCUUAGCUCCCAAUGCCAAACUCAUUUGUACCAUGGAGUCUAUAGGAGUUAGAUCAGAGGAAGUGUCGAGAGGGGUAGGGGAUGGCAUUGAGAGCUCAGGGAGGGCCCAGGAGCCAGUCAUUGGGAACAGCCCCCCAGAACAAGAUCUCCAAAAGCAGGCAGAAGAGGAAGGGCAGGAGGAGCCCUUGUAUGAGAAUGUUGUACUCGUGUCUGGGCCACCAGAGUCCUAAGGACCCUGAAUUUGGGAACUGAAAGACUGUGGAUGGGUGGAAGGGCAGGGAGGGGGCACCAGAACUACUCAUGGAUCAGAUUAUACUUUGUGAUGGAAAAUGAUCCAGAGCCAGAGCAGUAGAGCCUCUGCCUUGGAGAAGGCCAGAGUUAGAGGCCAGUUGGCUCUGCGCCCUGGCAAUGCUGGAAGCCUGGGCAGAGACCCUGCCGGAUGGGGUCAGGAAGGGGGAAGAGAUGGCUACAGGGACUUUUUCUCUGUUGUUCUAAAUUCUGCCCCAAAGGACUAUUAUUUCCUUCAUUUGCAAAACAUUGUUCUGGAAUUGGAAACAAACUAAAUGUUUGAUGAUGAAGAUAGACUAAACAAAUAUUUCUUAGAAAAAUCGUGUACAAGGAUAAAAUAUUUGUGCUAUACUAAGUAUGUAAAGAGCAAUUUAGAAAUAAGGGUAUACAGCGUAGCUUUUUUUUUUUUUUUUCUUUUUGUGUGUGGUGUUUGGGUUAGAACACAGGGCCUCAGUCAUGCUAAGCAUGAGUAUCACUGAGUACUACUGAGUUACAUUCUCAAUUCCCUGUGUUUCUUUAUUUUUUGAGGAACCAUGGAUUGAACCCAGG